This is a messenger RNA of Penicilliopsis zonata CBS 506.65, 1952 nucleotides long. RefSeq lists its product as hypothetical. Lineage: Eukaryota; Fungi; Ascomycota; Eurotiomycetes; Eurotiales; Aspergillaceae. The coding region runs from base 148 to 1809 and encodes 553 amino acids. The record is from RefSeq and is a predicted model, not a curated record. The transcript has 4 exons. Gene Ontology annotation, cellular component: mitochondrion.
CUAUGUUAUGUACCACAGCACCUCCCUACUCCGUACUCCUUCCUUACUUAGGUACCUGGGUAGGCAGUUAUAUCAUUAAGAAACCUCCUCGAGGGCGGUUGACUUACUCCCUUCAUAUUUUGCCAGACUUUCACAACACUUUGAGCUAUGCAGACCCUAAGGAACGUCCCGAGGCUCUCCCCUCUACACAAUAGCAAGUCUAUGCGGGCCAGAAGGCAACUUUGUGUUGAAUGUCGAGGAAGUCCUAUAUCUAGAGAAGACUUAUUUCGAUACACGAACGGGCGAUUCCUUACUGAGGAAGGUGCCCAAUUUUCAAAGCGUUAUGUUCGUUUCAACGUCGACCAACUAUGCGAUGUAGUUGCAAGUGUUUCAGGAUCAAAGCGAUCACCAGUUUCGAAGAUAGAAAAGUUGGAGGGUGGCUUUAGCAAAGCACUUCUUAUGACAACGGAGGAUGGGUCUGAGUACAUUGUCAAGAUUCCUUGUCCAAAUGCGGGGAGGCCUAUGUACUGCACAGCCUCUGAGGUUGCCGUGCUAGACUUCAUACGGACACGUACAACUAUUCCCGUUCCUAAGGUUCUCGCCUGGAGCUCCGAUACGACCAAUGCAGUGGGAGCAGAAUAUAUUGUUAUGGAAAGAGUUCCCGGCAUACAGAUUUUCAAGAAAUGGGAUGAGAUGGGCGAGAGCAAUCGGAUCUCCUUAAUUAAACGUCUCACACAAUGGGAACAUGAACUCUCUGAAAUCCAGUUUCCGGCAUACGGCAACCUGUAUUAUAAGAGUUCUCUGAGUGAUUCUGAGACGGUACCAUUGGAUUCAUCCAUUGACCCUGAAGGUGAAUUCUGUGUUGGUCCUUCUUGUGAUCCCUCAUGGCUCAUCCAGCAUGGCCAUCAGCUUCUACCAGGUGUCUAUCGCGGUCCUUGGAGAACACUUUGUGACAUGGGAAUAUCUCUUAUUGGACGCUCAUUGGUUAAAGCUAACCAACACCAAAACACUCAGCUUCCCGCAUCUUUAUAUGGUUCUUCACAGGAUCAUCUGUCCCUUCUUCAUAUGGCCAGAGAAGUCAUGCCUACCAUAUCAGAAAACUCCAGGCUUUUGGAAAUGUCUCGUCCAAUUUUAUGGCAUGCCGAUCUCCAUAUGGGCAAUAUAUUUGUCUCUGAAAAUGACCCAGGAAAAGUGACUGGCUUUAUUGAUUGGCAGAAUACUUCCAUCAACCCUUUAUUUCUGCAAGUUCGAUGGCCUGUCUUCUUGAGUCCACCUGAGGAUUAUCAAGAGGGCCAGGUAAUGCCUAAACUUCCCCCUGGCUUCGAGGAUAUGGAUGAUGAAGAAAAGGAACUCGCGUUAUAUAACAAAGCAAAGGCUACUUGGACGAAAGCUUACGAAGUUUCAAGCUUCUUGGUCAACAGGAAAUGCUGGCAAGGAAUGCAAAUCCCGUCACCAUUACAGGGGAUAUUCCGCCGUUGUGGUCAAAUUUGGGAUGAAGGUUCCACUCCUCUCCGAGAAGUACUGAUUGAAAUCUUUCUCAGUCAGCGAGAUUUAGGAUUUGCACCGGGAAGUCUGCCACUCCACUUUAGUGAAGGGCAGAUUGCACGGCAUAAACAGGAAUUCGAAAUUUACCAAGAAUGGCAUCAAAUGCGCAAGUUUUCCAAGGAGAUGCUGGACACCGAUGACGAAGGUUGGGUUCCUCCUGAGCGUGAUUUGGAUGAAACGAAGUGCCGGAACAAGAUGCUCUUUGAGUACUACGUAUCUAAGAUGCGCCUAAGGACUCCUGAUGAAGUAAAGAACAUGUGGCCAUUCCCUCUAGAUAGUACAUAGAUUGCCUUGAGCAGUUUCUCUGCCGAGCUAUUGCCUAGAAACAGCUCUUAAAAAAGCAACGAGGCUGAAAUAGGCACCUGAUACACUGAGGUACGGUAGGUAGGUAGGUUCAUUGUCCAGCUCAAGUCCGAGCCGUACUUGCC